Molecule: messenger RNA, 1226 nt
Organism: Aspergillus steynii IBT 23096
Lineage: Eukaryota; Fungi; Ascomycota; Eurotiomycetes; Eurotiales; Aspergillaceae
Exons: 2
Coding region: 135-983 (282 amino acids)
Source: RefSeq, a predicted model, not a curated record
CCAAAUCCCAGGCCUGAUGCGCGUUCACCCGCUCAAAAACAUGCCCACCCCCCUGCACCGAUCAACAUCCCCUACGGUCCCAACGACAGCCACCGACCAGCGGAUGAAACGCGAUCACCAGCAGCGCGGAGCCAAUGACGAGAAGCAGCCGAGGCAAGGCGGGGUUCGGCUUCUCCACGCCUGACGCCAUCCACUUUGUUCUCUUGUGCUCGCUAUUAAUAUCUCCCUCUCCAGGUUGUUCUCGACCGGCUAUCGAUUUCCGUCCGCCGUCGCUUUUUACGGAGAACUUACUCACCGUUCCAUCGCUACGGUCCACUGUGGCCCAGCCCAAUCCGAUUCCAUCUGGCAGGUCGAUUGAAUCCACCCGUCUGGAAUCGCUGCGUGUGGCCUCAGCAGCAGCAACAUCCGAGCUCCACUCGUCUCUGCGCGAUCUCUCCAUCGCCCAAACCCCCGUAAAGGAUAUCCCCCGCCCAACCGUGACCACAAACAUGUCAAGCAACAAGCCUGCUGCAUCGAAGAAGAAGCCCGCGGCCCCCGUCGCCGACUCCUGGGAAGACGAAGCAGACGACUCCGAGUCUUCUCCAGACCUCGACUCCCCAGCCCCAGACCAAGACCCGGCCACCAUGCUUUCUCCCUCCGUCACGGCCGCCGAGGGCCCGCUAGAUCCCCCUCCCACGCCCAUCUCGCCGCAGACGUCGCAGCCGUGGGUUGCAACCCCCGCGUACGCGAGCACGGGGCCGUCGUCGUCCACCUCGUCCGGUGCGAGGUCGCCCACGCGCAGGCCGGAGAAGCAGACGGCUGUCGCGGGGCGGAUGAUUGCGGGGGCGUUGGGCAUGCGGGCGCCCAAAAGGACGGAGGAACAGCGCGCGUAUGACCGCUCCGUGAAGGAGCAGGAGAUUCGGCGGCGGAAUCGCGAGCGGGAGGAGGCGGCUAAGGCCAAGGAGGAUGAGGAGCGCGCGAAGGCCGCGGUUUGGGAUGAGUGAGCUCGAGCUCCUUACUAUUACUACGACUUAUAGUACUUAUAGUACCUCACUUCAUCUUUGGUGGUUUCUCUUGUUUUAUAUUUUUACCUUCGCUGUCUGUCGGUCUCUGUUUAUAUAUUUGGUUUACAGUGGGGUUGUUUGAUGAUUCUUUCGCUCUUGGGAUUGGGUUGGGUUGUAAUCGUAUACUUAUUAGGGGUUUUGGGAUGAGUGGCUGCUAUGCUAUUAACGGGUGCAUGGAAAACG